Molecule: messenger RNA, 643 nt
Organism: Tribolium madens (black flour beetle)
Lineage: Eukaryota; Metazoa; Arthropoda; Insecta; Coleoptera; Tenebrionidae
Exons: 3
Coding region: 88-555 (155 amino acids)
Biological process (GO): sleep; regulation of synaptic transmission, cholinergic; positive regulation of voltage-gated potassium channel activity
Source: RefSeq, a predicted model, not a curated record
UCGCCAUGGUAGUAAACAAACCUGGUAGUUUGACGUUUGACUCAUCACUGUAUUAUUAUUAUUAAUUAAAAAAUCAAAAGUUAGAUAAUGACAACGAUCAAAUUAAACGCAGUCAAAGUCGUAAUAUGCCUUAUCUUAAGUACAAAAAUCUUAUCAGUCACAGCCGUCCGUUGUUAUCAAUGUAGUUCAGAUCAGGACCCCAAAGGGCAAGAUAAUUGUGGGGCUUACAAAAAAUUCGAUAAAACACAUCAUAUUGCGAUAGAAUGUAACAGUGAAGAGAGCCACAUGCCGGGGUCUUUUUGUAUGAAAUUGACACAACAGAGCCCCAAAGGAUUCAUUUGGGAUGGUCGCUGGAGACAAGUAAUAAGAAGAUGUGCUUCAGUUGCAGACACUGGAGUUACAGGUGUCUGUAAUUGGGGGGUGUACGAAAAUGGGGUCUAUUGGGAGGAGUGCUAUUGUUCAGCGGAUGAAUGCAACAGUUCUAACCGAAUUACAGGGGUUUUAACCCCUGCCAUAGCCACGAUAUUGAUGCUCACUCUAAGAGUACUUGUGUAAAAAAAUAUGCCUUCUUUUUAUUCCGUCCAUGUUUUUGUUACACUCUCAUUUUUGUACUUUUACAUUAAUAAAACUAGUUUUUUAUAUA